ACUAUGUCUUUCAACCGACCGGAUAAAGACCCUUUAUAACUCCAUAUGACUCUGCCUCACUAUGUCACAACUGCAAAUGCCAUGGAAACGCAAACUAAAAACAUCAUGCGAAAGGAAAGCAGAAAGAUGAACCACGCAAUAUGUAUCAUAACCUUUGUUGGAUACAAAAUUGAGACAUGUCGACCAUGUAAGGAUUACCCUAAACGUAUACUGUACAGUACAAGGGCUAAAUAAUGGCAAAAUCAGAGUACAAGACUCUCUUACUCAGACCAUCCAUGAAGCCAAAUUCAAUAAUAAAACAUGGUUCCUUUGAUCAAAGUAUACGAACGUGGUCUCCUGAUGUCAAUAUGCUUGUAUCAUCAUCGCGUUGGCUCGAGAUGUUCGGACUUCGAAAUUACAAGCUGGAAAUGAAACAGAUUUUAUCAAAAAUUGGAUUCAAACAAAGUGAGGAUUACGUGAAGUCUCUUCAAAGACUUGUUUCAGCAAGUUAUUCAAAAGGAUUGUUUCCACAGUACGCAUGUGAGGACGGAACAAAGUACAAUUUGUUAGAUUCCUCCGACAAACUGAAAGAAGUAGAUACACAAUUGCAAAGAGUUUUGGAGUUUUAUCAUGAACGACUAAAAUGGUUAACAACAUCGAGCCGUCUCAUGUUUGGUGUGAUAGAAGAACGGACCGUCACCAUAGUUCUUGACUUUCACACUUCGACUGAAGUCGAUCGAGAUGUUGUCAAAUAUUCUCUAUUCAGUUUGGUUAAAGAACAACUAAUUCAUUUGAAGCGGUUUAAUUUCAUUAGCUGUGCACAAUUCCCUAUAAAAUGGCAACGAGCAUCAGUUGAAGUGUCUCUCGAAAGCAUCGAGAAAAUAUUGGAUUGGAUUUACGACAUUCCAUGUAACCAAAGUCACGAUGAGCAAUGUGUCAUAGACGCUUUGGUUGAAGCUUCUGAAGACGAGGUCGAGGCAAUUCUCCUUUGCACUGAUGGUACAUGCUUUGAAGAAAUAGACGAAAACUUUAGAAAGAAUGUAAAGGAUCUUUCCAUUCCCGUACAUAUCAUUGCUAUGAAUUGUAAAUUACCAUCAGCCUUGCACGAGUUGAGAGAGACAGCAAUUUACUGUCAAGGCAGAUUUCAUAAGUUUAAGUUUUCAACAUCCGAUCACAGUAGUGCCCCCAUGAACGAACGACAACGUGGACCAGAAAGCAUGACCAUCGUUGAUCACAGUAAAAUGCAGGCCAAACUUGAAGUUGGAAAACAGGUCGAUGUCAUUGAAAUGAAAAAGGAACUCGGUAAAACUCGCGAAAAUUUAGCUACAGUGAGAAGAAUACAACAAUAUCUCAGUCAGCAGCGUGCAUUAAAAAGUUCUUCUGCUGAGCAAGAAGAGAAAGCUAAACAAAAUAAGGAAAAGAUUCCGUGCGAGACGUACAUGGGUUCCAAGGAAUGGUUAAAGAAACACAGUUUGGAUGCGAAAAAGCUCGGAUUUUACGACGUUUUAAAAAACAUGGCCUUUAAGCACUGCGACGGUGUUAUUGACGUGCCUAAUCACCAUGGUGAUGGUGUCAUUUCUCCACCCGUUUCGAAGUUAGUCCAUGCUAAAUAUUGCGAAAAGUUUGCUCAUGUCAGAUGGAAGGAUGGAGAGAUUCGUCACGUUCAUGUCACUUCUGAAGUAUACGAAAACUACAAGCGUAGAAUAAGUGCUGUGCUCGACUCGUAUUACAAAAGAAUCCAAUGGCUUCGAAGGGGUAGUCGUGAAUUGUUUGGAACGAUAAUUGAAGAUCAGGUGACUAUUUUGAUCGAUACAUCGGCAUCAAUGAGAUCGCGUCUUUCUUUGGUUAAAGAGAAACUACAUCAACUUCUUCAGGAACAAAUCAAGCACAAACGAAAGUUCAAUCUGAUUCAUUUUGACUCGAGUGCGAUAGGAUGGCGAAGUCGUAUUGUUGAUUGCACAGAACAGAGCAUAAGCGACGCAUGGCUGUGGGUGAAAGGUUUGAAAGUUGGUGGUAGCACGAACACGUUGGCAGCCUUGAAAUUGGCGUUAGCUGAUGAACUGUGCGAGGCUAUUUAUUUAUUAACCGAUGGCAGACCUGAUCAACCAACAAGCACCAUCUUAGCCCAGAUUCAUUUGCGAGACCCAAUUCCAAUUCAUACUAUAUCUUUCAAUUGUUCUGAUGAAACAGCAAAUGAGUUCUUACGUAAACUAUCGGAGCAAACUCGUGCGAGAUUCCAUUACUUUUCUGAGGACGAGGAUGCUGAAGAUUGUGUCAAAACAUACGAGAGUGAAGAUAUUCGUCUGAUCAAAGAUGAAAUCGAUAAAGGAAGUCGAGAUCUUGAGCGACUAACAAGACUACGGGAAUGGUGUGCAAAGCUUGAUUGGGUUAGCAACAAUGUGAAAGAGAACAUGAGCCCACCUAAUUUGACUAGUCUUACCAAGAAACAAUCCAGUACGCUACCAUUAUUGAAAUCGAAUGAGCGUCCUUCAAAGCCACGUGUGGUAGGGAGGAUAAAUAAGACGAAAACUCUGAAAAAAGUUGAAAAUAGCGUAAGUAGUUCUGAGAAUGUUAACCUUUCGUCAUCUGAGGAAGAUAUAGAUGACAAGAAGAUUGAAAAGAAUCACGUGGAUGAUGAUGACUUGAGUAUCAGGCAAGCAUCAUAUACUAAUGAUGAGGAAGAAACAAAAAAAUCUGCGAAGGAAAUUGAUGACGAUAGGGUGAAAGCACAGAUUACGAAAUCUACGGAAGAAGUUGAUGACGACAACAAAAAAAAGAAGAUGCAUAAAAAACUCAAAGUCAAGCAGAAGAAGGAUACGAGAAGGAAAGUCAUUCCGCAUUCCUGCAUUAAAGAUAACCUACCUACAGUUGAUAAAACAAAUACAAGAGCCAACACAGAUUCUAGCAUUAAUAAACCAAAAAAGCCGACAGACCAGCCAAAAACGCCAUGGGUUAGAAAUCAUCGAGUGUUAGCAAGAAAUAAUGUAGACGGCUUCUAUUAUCCAGGAAUACUUCGAGUCAACAUUAAUCCUCGCUACGGUGAUGUGUCUUUUAAUGGUAUGGAGAGUCAGGUUGUUUCGCUUCGUCAUAUCAUACCGAACGAAGGAUCUCGUCCUUGUCCUACAUUAAAGAUUGGCGAUUAUGUUCUCGUAAAGUUGGUUAGAAGUGGUCGUCCAUCAUGUUAUGUUCCAGGUGUUGUGUACGUUGUACCACUGCGGCAAUCCAAAGAAACUAAGUAUUACACGAUUAUUCACUACAACCGCUUCAAGACUACAGCACUCCGUAAAGAUAUUGUAAAGAUCUCCCAAUCUCGAUACGCCUUUUCAUGUCGCUACAUUAAGGAUUGCGAAGUGACUGCUAAUGAAAGCUCAUCAAUUCCUAUCUUUAGUACAACACACGACGGUGUUGAUGGUGAUCAAGAGCAACACGAUCAAGAUGAAAGCAGCAACAGAAGUAGAAGUCCUGCUAUAAACAGCAGCAUCAGUGAAGAUGGUAAACAAACCAAUUCAGAAAGAAUGGACAAUGAUAAUGAUUCCAAAAACAAGGCACUAAAUUCACGUCAUGAUUCUGGCUAUGACGAUCUAACAACAAUACGACAGCAGCUGUUUGACACUCAUAAGCUGCAAUUGAAGUCAAUCGAGGAACAACAGAAACGCUUCGAAGAACUUCAACGCGAAAUAAAAGUUACGAUGGAUGAACAGACCAAGUUGCAGGAAAAUUUAAAGGGGCACUAUGACAAAAUAAAGAACAGAAAUAUUGACGACACUUCUGUUAAUAGUGAUGUUAUUGAUGACGAAGUAAGUAAAUACAAAAAACUUUUCGACGAAAAACAAGCGGAGAUUAUGAAUGAUUUGAAAAAGCACAAUAAACUGCUCGAGCAGUUGGUACAUCCCCCGGACCAAGUAUCAAAAAAUCAAACUGAAAAUAGCUCUAAUGCAGAGAAAUUGAAAAAGAAGAAACAUUCUAGAGAAAAAAAGAUGGCAAAAGGAAAAUCCAACUCAUCAAACGAUAGCACCAGUUCCAAUAACCGGUCUUCUUCAGACGAGGAUAAUAAAAAGUCUGCGAUUUCACAACCGGCAGAAAAAAAUCUUUCAAAGCCACAAGAUGAUGGGAUGCCGUCGAAAAUCAAGUUUUCUAUUCAAUCCGACGCUUGUCUUUGGACUAAGGGACCUCACGGUUUACUUAUUUCUCGUGCACCAUUGGAAAAAGAUCCUGCUGUUGCAAAAAGACGUGUCCCUCUUACUUUACAAAAGGGCGAAGAGGUUUUGGCACGAUGGUCUGAUGAUGGCUGGUACUAUAGAGGAACUGUGCACGAGGACAAAGGAGGCAACUACCUUGUCGAAGAUAGUGUUGGAAACAUGGAAGAAAUAUCCAGGGAGGAUAUAAUCACUGACGAUGAUGACUCGCCUAAUUCAUUGAAAGUGAACGAUGCCGUCAUCGCCCUACACCCAAGUUUCUCAUUCAGCUAUGCACCAGGUAUUAUAGUGGAUGUAAAAGAUCAACUUCUCUACAAUGUUCGCUUCUACGACGGUCGCGAAAAUAUCAUACCGCGCGAAGAGUUGUACCUUAUAGCUCCAGAAAAAUUCUCCUUCGAUGUUGAUUAUAUUGUGCGUCGUGAGGAGAGCCUAGUAGGCAAGGCUGUUGUUGCUAGGAACGAUGGCGAUGGUUUAUUUUACUUGGGAAAUGUUUGUUCUCGUGUUGGAAAUGGUCGACAAUAUGUCGUUCAGUGGCCUGACUGGAGUUCUCAGGUUCAGAGUUCGUCCAUGAUUUUUGGCGCUCAUACCAAACGACAUCAGUUAGCAGAGGGAGAUAAAGUUUUAGCUUUGAAUGAUACCGCAAAAGGAUUAUACAAGCCUGGAAUAAUUACUGGUGGUACAGAGAAAAGUUUGACUGUGAAAUUUACCGGUCAAGAAAAAACUUUCCAGGUGGAUCCACUACAAUGUUUCUGGCUUUCAAAUGACUACUAUGAAAGAGCAGAGGAUUACAUAGCUCAGUUGCACUGAUUCCUCGAAGAUGACAAUCCCAGAAGAUUUUAUAGCAAGUUGGUCGUGGCACAGCAAGACAUUUUUUACAACUACAGCAGAAGGAAUGCUUUCUAAAAUUAGCAAUUUUAUAUUGUCUUAAAGAUAUUUUGUGUAAUGAACAACUUUAAAAAGAUCUUGGGAACAACAAACUGACUCAAUUCAAUUUAAGAAGUUAUUGCAUUAUUUUGAAUGGUUGUUAAAAUGUAACCAGAAAACUGUUGGGUAGAAAUUUCGUAACUGUUCUCAUUUUCAUGUCAUGCAGUAAUUAGCUAGGCAGUGUAAAUUCAUUUUCAGUGAAAAUUUUAAAAAAGAUAACGCUUACCAUAGCCAAUAAAAGUAGUGCUGUGACGCAUACAAACACAA
Messenger RNA from Xenia sp. Carnegie-2017, 5366 nucleotides. RefSeq names its product von Willebrand factor A domain-containing protein 3B-like. The coding region runs from base 234 to 4982 and encodes 1582 amino acids. Lineage: Eukaryota; Metazoa; Cnidaria; Anthozoa; Malacalcyonacea; Xeniidae. The record is from RefSeq and is a predicted model, not a curated record. The transcript is spliced from 37 exons.